Arabidopsis thaliana (thale cress) is the source of this 126-nucleotide messenger RNA. RefSeq lists its product as uncharacterized. Bases 1 to 126 code for a protein of 41 amino acids. The transcript has a single exon. The record is from RefSeq and is marked reviewed. Lineage: Eukaryota; Viridiplantae; Streptophyta; Magnoliopsida; Brassicales; Brassicaceae.
AUGCAGCCUAAAGCGAAAGGCUUGCUGACGUGUCCUCUUUCUCAGAUAUUUUGUCGAAAAUUGGUGUCCGUUGAUCAGGAUAUUAAGAUAAGGUACGUGAGGAGGAGAACGUCGUUUCACGAGUAA